Messenger RNA from Helicoverpa zea (corn earworm), 3598 nucleotides. RefSeq lists its product as uncharacterized. The record is from RefSeq and is a predicted model, not a curated record. Gene Ontology annotation, biological process: sensory perception of taste. Lineage: Eukaryota; Metazoa; Arthropoda; Insecta; Lepidoptera; Noctuidae. Gene Ontology annotation, cellular component: membrane. The transcript has 8 exons. Bases 2081 to 3253 code for a protein of 390 amino acids.
UGUAUCGAGUGAUGUAAUAAGUGUAUUGUGUUGUGAUGUUGUGAGUGGAUAUGUUUAUUGUGUGAAUCAUAAGUAUUAGUGUGGUGUAGGGCAAACAUGUUAAAGCUAACCCGUAGCGGAUGACCAUGCGAUACAUAUGUGUGAAAUGCUUUCCAAGGAUAAUUCAAGGUCCAGAAGUGAUACUACUUUGGAUGAAUAUGGAGUGAAGCAGACAGAAGGCAGCCAAACCACUCCACAACACUGCUGGGGAACCCCCAAGGACUGUGGUUUCAUAAGAACUGCUUUUUUAUAUAAGUGGGAAGGCAUCAACUUCACUAAGCAGUGCAGCAAUAUUUUUAGUUACGCCAUUGAUGGCAUAUGUUUUGUGAUCGUUUUCUGCACGAAUAUCACUUGUAGAAAUCUUAACGUCUUACUUGUCUUUAAAAUUCAAAAUAUCUGUGAAAUUCUAAAAACAAAAGGAGUGUGUUUGAAGGGUUUUAUUAAAUUCAACUGGUUUUAUGUCAUUGCUUUAAAUGUUUAUCGUAUUUGGUUUACAGUAUUUUUUGCUUCAACCUAUGCUACUAUUUACGAAUAUUAUGAGGUUGCAAGCACCUAUAUUUAUAUUUUGUUUGACGUGCAUCUAUUACACGGUACAAGAGUUAUGAAACUCUUCAGACGACCUCUAAAGAUAUGGUUAGAUGAUGUGAAAAAUUAUAAUGUGGAUGACGAUGAAGAUGAUGUAUAUUUUUGGAAUAAAAUGUUGAGAACUUAUCAAGUAAAGUGUUGAGAAACUUUAGAAGCUUAUCUCAUUUUUGCGAAGACUUUUCAGACAGUGGUAAGUAAUGGAGUAACAUACAAUACAAUUUUUGAAGUGAUAUCAAUACCUGACAAUGGACUCAAACAUGGAUGCAAAAAAGCAGAAUAAACAAAACAUAACAUUACAGACAGAUAAACCACAGGCUGUAGGAAAUUAAUAUUUUCUAUCUUGAGGAUCUGACUGUCUGUCUGUCAGUAGGACGAGUGAUAGGGAGGAAUGGAAGUGGAAGACAUAUCGGGCCGACCCCAAACAAAAUUGGGAACAGGGCAGAAAGAAAAAGAAGAGGACCUGACUGAAACUUCUACAAUAUUGUUUCAAAUAACCUUUAUUACUUCAAGUUCAUUUCAGAUUCUUUAUUAUACAAUCAAUACAUUUGGUAACAUCUUAAUAUCUAUAGUUUUGAGAACUGAAAUUGGAAAAACAACUGACAGAAGCAUGGGCACGUUUGCUAUUCUUACGUGUAUAUCUUUAGUCUGGUUAGUCAAGAACAUGAUUAUGAUUAUUUCCUUAGUAGUAGAGUGUGAGAGAUUUUAUUCAGCCAUGACGGAAGUUUGGACCAUCUGCUUACUGCAGACGUCAACCGAAACAUCUUCAGAUAUCCGAAAAAAUAUCUUCAAAAACAUCCGAAGGAUUCAAACUACUUCCUUCAGAAAGACAAAUGCCUGUGGACUAUUCCUCGUCGAUGCCAAGUUCCCGCUGGCCCUAUGUGGCCUUAUUACCUGUUAUACUGUUGUUACAUUACAGUUCGAACUUCUGUAGUCCUGGUACCCAGCUGGGCCAACUCCUAGUACUACUUUGGUGAAUUGGUAGAUUAAUUAAUUACAUGACAAAUAAAUAAAAAUCCGCAUACAUUUCGACCCUUGCUUUUUUAAUACCUUGCCUUCUACUGCACAAGCACUGCCAAAAUCAUCUGACCUAGAUACUUUGUUACUAAUAAUAGUGAUGACUUUCUACUAAAAGUCUUGUCUUCUAUUCUAAUGAUCUCAAUAGCGUAUGGAAUGGAGACAAUAUCAUCAUCAUUUUUGAUGAUGGAUAAUGAUGAUAUUACACGUGUCAAAAUAAUAAAUAACAUAACAUCAUCAUCAAGUCGACGUUAAAGAGGACGCAAAUAAUUUCAUAACAUUAACAGAACACGCAUUAAAGAAAUUAAACUCAUUAAACUAAAUGAUCUUCAAACAUUCAUACAUUUUACACGUCUACGGUUAUAUUAUAGUGUUAGUAACUAAAAGCAGUUUAACCUAUUAUACCAACAAAUGCUGAACAUGUUAUAAAAUAAAUUGAAAAAUGGUUAAAAUCGAUUCUGUACCAAGUUUCGAGAACAGUGAACUGAGUUCAAACAAUGUCAUAGAAAAAGAUGUUCAAGCUUUAUUGAAACCAUUUAAUGUGAUUUUUGCCUUAUUCAUCUCUUCCAAGUACAAAAUACAAAACGACGUCAUUUAUCAGAACACUUUACUGUACAAGAUCUUAUCAGGCAUCAGCUACACCGUCCUGAUCGCCGGGUACUUCUACUCCAUUUUCAGAACCGCUUUCAUAUAUAAAUGGGAAGGUAUCAACUUCACCAAGCAGUGGUGCAAUGUCUUCAUAUACGCUAUUUAUUUUAUGUGUUGCGUCAUUAACUACCACACGAAUAUCGUUUGUAGUAAAAUCAACGUCAUACUUGUCUUCAAAAUCCAGAAUAUUUGUGAAAUACUCAAAGUCAAAGGUAUUUCUUUGAACGAUUUUAUAAAAUUCAACUGGGUAUAUUUUACUAUCUUAAACGUUUAUCAUGUCUUCUGGAUAGUAUUUUUUACCAUCACUUUCUCUGAUACUUACGAAUAUUAUGAGUUUCUGACAAAUUAUGUCUAUAUUUUGUUUGAUAUGAGUGUCUUACAUGGCACGAGAUUUCUGAAAGUUCUCAGACAACCACUUAAACUAUGGAUUCGAGAAAUGCGCAAUUCAGACAAUGUCCUUGAUGAAGACAAUGAAUAUUUUUGGAACAACAUGUUUAGGAUUUAUGAAGAAAUAUUAGAUACGUAUCAAAUUUUGACGAAGACGAUUCAACCGGUGAUUCUUUAUUAUACAGUGAAAACUUUUGGUAACGUCGUGAUUUCUAUAGCUUUGCGAACAGAGAUUGGGAAAUCAAGUAACGUUAACAUGGGUUCAUUUAUACUCCUUACACUAUUAUCCUUGAUCUGGGUGAUAAAGAACAUGUUAAUAAUAACAACGCUGGUGUCAGAAUGUGAGAGAUUCUACGCAGCCAUGACCGACGUCUCAAUGGUCUGUUUGCAACAAACUUCAUCAAAAACCUCUUCAGAUACUCAAAAGUUAAUCUGCAAGAACAUCCAGAGACUACAAACAACUACUUUCAAAAAGAUGAAUGCGUGCGGAUUAUUCAUCAUCGAUUCAAAGUUCCCUCUGACCUUGUGUGGACUCAUCACUAGUUAUACUAUAGUUACUUUACAGUUCGAGUUUCUAUAGUCUUAUCUGUAGAUCAACAUCUAAGUGCUCUUUUAUGCCAACUGACUCCUGUAUCGCAUUUUGUUUUACUACCGCUGUCAUUCCUUAUCCUUAUAUUCAAUCCUUAUAUCCUUAUAUUCAAGACUGUCAUGUACAUCUUUCUCUAUAACAGCGUCAUCAUCAUCACCAGUUAACACUACCGUCUUAUUUAAUGUGGCUACUUUUAUUUCUAUUACAAAUGUUACAUAUCUGUCCUCAUCUCUGCAAAGUAGAUUCUACAUUAUUCGGAUAAUUCUAGCAGUGAAUUUUUGUUUAUUUGCUAUGAGAAUACUGAUUCUUGGCAUUAAAAUAUUAAUAAUAAUAUUC